Molecule: messenger RNA, 758 nt
Organism: Pelagomonas calceolata
Lineage: Eukaryota; Pelagophyceae; Pelagomonadales; Pelagomonadaceae
Source: the annotation of a GenBank genome assembly
AUUUAUUUAUUUAUUUUAUUACUAGUCCAGGACCUUGACGAAGUUCGUCACGGGGACCCUCGACGGGUCGUUCGCCGGGAUCGAGACGUCCUGCUUGCCGAGGGGGACCUGCGAGAACGCGGCGAGCGCGACCGCCAGCGCCGCGCCCUUGAAGGCGGCCCCGAGCCCCGGGCCGCCGGCCGCGUCGGGCUCGUCCUCCUUCCACCUGCGUGGAAAUCGAAUGGUGAGCACGGUUUCGUCGAUGGCGUGCGCGUCCAAAGUUUGAUUUCCACGCAGCCUUCCACCGCUCGCUCAGCAGGGCCGAGUCCUCGGGCGGCCGGUUGUACGCCGAGACCUUGUCGCGGGAGGAGAGGGUCGCACCGUCGAAUUGCUUCUCGGGGUCGGCGCCGCGGGGCGGCGGCGUCGGUUUCUUCGCGAAGGGGCCGAACGCCGCGGCUACGCUCGCGACGACCGCGCACGCAAGGGCGCGCCGCAUCACUUUUUGCUCUGUGCCGCUGCAGGGAUUAUGGCUGCUCCGGUGGAGUGCACUGGCAGUCUUCGACCCGCGGGAGCCCUUCGUCGCUGUACAAUCAAGCCGGCGCCACUGCUUGGCUUGCGUGCUUAGACUCAGGUGGUCAGACACAAAAAGCCAGCCGACCAGUAGAGCUGUACAAUCAAGCCGGCCCGGCGCCGAGACUGUGUGCAAUGCGCGGCCCGCCGACUGCCUCGUCGGUUUUGAGAGGAUGAGAGGCCUGGAGAGCUGAGCUACGGUGCGAGCC